This is a messenger RNA of Penicillium maclennaniae, 1482 nucleotides long. RefSeq lists its product as uncharacterized. Bases 1 to 1482 code for a protein of 493 amino acids. The record is from RefSeq and is a predicted model, not a curated record. The transcript is spliced from 2 exons. Lineage: Eukaryota; Fungi; Ascomycota; Eurotiomycetes; Eurotiales; Aspergillaceae.
AUGCAAAAGGCGAAGACUCGUUCCAAGACAGCGCGUCUCCGGUGUGAGUGGAAAGGCGGGCCUAUUCCGCGCAAAUCGGCAUCGGCAUCAGUGUCAUCUUCAUCGCUCUCGGAUCAAUCGCAAAGGAAUCAUCUGAAAGGUGCUGACCUGAAUCUACUUGUGCGAAAGCGGCAGGCCGUUGAGCAGGCCUCCAAUGCUGCCAAGCCUCCGUUGCUUCCUUCGCAAAGAUUGAGCAGUGCGAAUCCCGAUCAGAGCAUUCAGGCGGCAAAUUCCCUGACUCUGUCUGCUUUUGAUCGCAGUUGUCUGAGCUAUUUGCAGAAUUCAACACUAGUGGUGAUCCUGGGAAAGCACUGGCCAUGGUCCACCAUCUCGUAUGCGUACCAUAAGAUCGCCGUUAUAGAGCCUAUGGUCAUGAGCAUGAUUCUGGCCAGUACCGCACGUGAGAUCCAUCGCUCGAGACUCUUCGAUGAAGACAAUGUGUCCAGCAGUCCCUCUCAAAAUGAGUCCAAUGAACUUGACGGGCGCAUGCACUACGGUCACGCAUUGUCAAGUCUUCGCCAUGCCUUGAAACAGGACGUGAAGACACCACAGAAAAUCGAGGCCGUGUUUGUUACUCUAUGGCUCAUGAUUGAUUAUGAAAAUAGAUUCGGUAGCGGAAUUACGGCUAUCAAUAUUCACAUCCGAGGUAUUGAGACUCUUCUUCAUAACCAUAUCGUACCUUUGCUUCAAAAUGCGACAGCGCCCCAAGGGUCAUCUCCAGCCGACUUCGCGGUCGCAAUCGCGUCUGAAGGAUUGAGUACCGACUCACAAACACAACCGAAUGAACAUAUGUCUAUAACUGGUUCUACUCUCGCCGGAGGAUCAAAGGAGAUUGCCUUGCGAGAACCACUCGAUUCACUUCGUUCUACAUCGGUGCCUCUGUUUCUUCUAUGGACAUUGUACUUUUUCACACCGUCGGCCUUGUUUUUUGGACCCAAUACGACGCGACUGGACACAGAUGUUUACCAGUUUUUCCUCAAUGCUGAAAAUGGCAACGCGGAUCACUUAAGCCUGCCUGAGCUCUACCGAAUAUGCAGGCAGUCCCCCGCCCGCUUCUGGGGUGAGAACUAUCCAAUGUCCGCCCAGCUGGAUGACAUGGAAAAUCUGCCCGGUUUGACAUUGUACCACCGCAGCCACGUCAUUCAGUUCAAGAUCACCGAGCUAUUCCAGCAGGGCGAAUUGGAUAACACCUCGAGCGCAACGUCACCCUAUCAGCAGUUGAUCGACCAACUAAAUACGAUUUCCAUUGUAGGUAUUCUCGAUCAAUCCCUCAACUGUUCGCUAAUUCAAAUAGGAAUACGAUACCGUGCUAAUGACCGCCAAAUCCUCAGCAUCAUGCGACGUAACCGCCGACCGGCGCGUGCUAGAGACAGUCUACUGGUCCGCCAUAACCUUCUACAGUACAAUUAUUUUUUUCCACCUUUGCUUCCAGGGAAUCCUUAA